AUGCAGUCUGCACAUGAUAAAAAAUUAGAAAAACUGGACCCAUUUUAUAGACGUUCAUUGUCCAAGCAGAAGACCAGUGCAGAAAUCAUCAGUGAAGCACGAAAUGCAUUAAGGACAGUUAGAACUCAAAGACCAUUUACACCACGUGAAGAUCAAAGAAAACUUUUUGGACCUGCAUCUUCAAGGACAGCAGAUAAUAGACCUCCUUCUUCUUUUAGCCUUCAUGCUUCCAGCUUUGAAUCAUCUGAUUCAAGACCAAUUUCUGGUACACGUCUCAGUCCACUAGAGCUUAAACCUAAAGUUCUUGCAUCCCUAUCUAAAGAAGAUGAAGCUUCUAUUUCCUUUCCUAAACCUCCAGUGGACCCCGUGAAGAUUAGAAGAGUAAGCAGUGCCCGUGCACGUUUAUUCAAGGCAUCUUCUCAGGGAAAUCUCCUUCCAGACAAAAUAUUUCAUCUUGAUGAGUCAAAGAAGAAACUGAAAUCUGAGGACAUCAUUAUCACAGGGGAUUCUUCAAUUAAAAUAAAUGGAAUUUGUCUGACAGAAUUAAAUUCCAUUGGUCAUUUUAACAGCCAUAAUCCUCAAUUAACAUAUGAUGGAGAUCUAAAUGAAAACAAUGAACAGGCUAUUUUGAAAGGGAAACUAUCAUCGACAGCAGCCCAUCUCAGAAGUGGAAGUGAUCUGAUGAAAAGACGUGCCAGGGCUUCAUCGUGUCCGGUCAGUACUACCAAGAAUUCAUUGGAAUUAAACAAAGAGGUUCAGAGGAACUUAGAAGAAAUUGAGACAGAACCAGAAACAGAAGAGGAAGAAGCCUUUUGGAGUGCAAAGAUCUUACCAGUGUUACAUGACUUAGAGAAGGAAGACAAUAUUGAAAAUUUUUGUGCUGCCUGCACCCAGCUUCAUCAAGCUUUAGAGGAAGGAAGCAUGCUUGGAAAGAGAUUUAAGAAAAGGAAUAUACUUCUGAAGACCUUAUAUAAACUAGUUGAUGUUGGUUCAGACUUGCUCAGCCUAAAACUUGCAAAAAUUAUUCUAGCUCUUAAAGUAAGUGGAAAGAAUCUUCUCAAUGUCUGCAAACUCAUAUUUAAAAUUAGCAGAAGUGAGAAGAAUGAUUCUCUCAUACAAAACGAUAGUAUUCUUGAUUCAUUGUUGGAGGUGCUGCGAGUGGAAGACCUUCAAACUAAUAAUGAGGCUUUUUUGUACUGCAUGGGGGCUAUUAAAUUCAUUUCUGGGAAUCCAAGAUUUCUUAAUGAAAUGAUCAACAAAGGUGCUGUUGAAAUACUGCUACAUUUGAUGAAGCAGAUAAACGAGAACAUGAGGAUAACUGGGACAUGUUUUUCCAAUUCAGGACACUUGUUAGUCCAGUUGACUGCCACCAUCAGGAAUUUGGUUGAUUUACCAUCAGCAAGGUGUAAGUUGUUGAGCAACAGUGCCCUUCCAGAGCUCUGUGGAGUGAUGGAACAAUAUGCCAAUGAUAAGGAUGUCUGCACCAACGUUGCUAGAAUAUUAAGCAAACUUUCUUCCUAUCACGACUGCUGUGCAGCCUUGGCUGACUAUUCCAGAUGUUAUGCCUUAUUUUUGAGCCUGAUAAACCAAUACGAGAAGAAGCAGGAUUUAGUUGUUCGUAUUGUUUUCAUUCUUGGCAACCUAACUGCAAAAAAUAAUCAAGCCCGGGAACAGUUUGCUAAAGAGAAAGGUUGCAUCAAAACCCUCUUAUCACUAUUCAGUACUUACUAUGAAAUGGAUUUGAAUUCCAUGAAAAGGAUGGUUGAAGAAGAAGAAAAGAACAAGAAACACAAACAGCCUUCUGAGGUGGAAGAUGUCCUUAUAAAAGUGAUCCGAGUGCUGGCCAAUAUAUCCAUUCACCCCACUAUAGGAGCAGCAUUGGCUGCGAACCAGCAAGUAGUGGCGUUACUUGUCACGACACUAGAAUACAAAUCUAUUGAUGAAUGUGAGGAACUGGUAAUUAAUGCUACAGCAACAAUCAACAAUUUGUCUUUCUACCAAGUGAAGAAUUCCAUUAUUCAGGACCGAAAGCUGCGCAUCGCCGAAUUGCUCUUAAAGCUUCUAAUGAGCAGCAACAUGGAUGGAAUCCUGGAGGCUGUGCGAGUCUUUGGCAAUCUUUCCCAGUAUGAUGAGAUUUGUGACUUCAUUGUACAGAAAAAUGUCUACAAAUUCAUGAUUGCAUUGCUGGAUGCUAAGCACCAAGAUGUUUGCUUUUCUGCCUGUGGAGUUCUCUUAAACCUCACUGUUGACAAAGACAAGCGUGUAAUCCUAAAAGAAGGGGGCGGAAUUAAAAAGUUAGUGGAUUGUUUAAGAGAUUUUGGCCCUACAGAUUGGCAGCUGGCCUGCUUGGUUUGUAAAACAUUAUGGAAUUAUAGUGAAAAUGUCCCGAAUCCUUCGUCAUGUUUUGGAGAUGAGGACACAAAUGCACUCUUAGUCUUAUUGUCAUCAUUUUUAGAUGAAGAACUAGCUUUGGAUUAUAGUUUUGACAGAGACUUAAGAGACUAUCACAAACUUUAUUGGGAAACAGAAUUCAAACCUGUGGCACAACAACUUCUUAAACGUAUUCAAAGCCAUCACACCUUCCUUGAACCUCUACCUAUUCCUUCUUUUUAAUAUGGUAAAAGUCUGGUAGGUGAUUAACAAUAUAAAGAUGAAUUCAAGUCGGGUCUUUUCAUAAAAAGUAAUAAAUUCAAACAAUUUUUCAUUCUUAAUAAAUAUUGAACAAUUCAUUGAUCAUAGGGUACUGAUUUUUAGAGAAUAGACUUAAAUAACAAUGAACAGUUCCUACUGUGAUAUAUUAUAAAAAAUGAAUGUAAACUUGUCAUAAACUUUGUUGAUAAAAUACUUUCAUUAUUUUUCUAAUGAAAUGAUUCUCUCUUCUGUUAAGAUUUAAUAGUUAUAGUCUCUCAAAAUUCUACAGCAUACAUUUUGGAAUCUAAAUUCAUGGAUUGUUUUGUUUGUCCAUCCGCUUUUUAUUGGAAUCUAAAUUCUUGACAAUUUAAUUUGUUCAUUCUUGAAUGACAUGUGCAUGGUAGUCUAAACCCCUUUAAAUCUAAAUGUAGUACUAAAAUGGCAAUACAUUUUAAAAUGAACAAGUUAGUGAAUUCACAUUUGAUCUGCUAUCAAUCCACGUUCUGAUAGUGAUUUUGUGGGGAGUAGAAAAAUGUAAGGGAGGGAAAUCAUGUUAGUGUUAAAGUCCAUAAUGAAAAGAAGCUUUGGUUUUGCUACUUCCCUGUCCAAAUCACUAAAUAUUCACAAUGGGGCUGGGUGAACAAAGCCAAUUAUCUUUCCUUUUGGUCCUUAUGUUUACUCACUGCUGCUUUAUAUGGAAUAGGUUUGUUCUGCUAAAAGCUAAAAACAGAAGAGCUAAGACUAAGAUUUUCCCUUUCUUUACAGUGCUAGUCAAAAAAAGUUCCAAGAAAGAGGAAAAAUCAUUUAAUCAAACUUCUUUGAAAAUGAACUUUGAUUCUAGCUUAUUAUUAGUUAUUUCAUCCACAGUUCUGUUAACAAAUUACCGGAGCAGUGGUCUAGAUAUCAAACUCAGGUUUGCAUGGGAAUAUCCUCUCCCGAACUAAACUGGAGCAUGAGGCCUAUUGGAAGGAACCAAAGCUCCGAGUUUUCUCUAGAGAUGAGAACAUACCAGAGCUGGAUCCCAGAGCCAGAAUGGGCUUUUGUGGAGCAUGGAGAGGGACCGUGAAGCGUUUUGGAGGCACACUGAUCUUACAUUGGAACUUAAAUUGUUGGAAGCUUAUUUAGUCUGUGUGCCCAUCCCAAGGAGUUUGAGACGUUGGAGAUGUCAUAUUAUCCUCUAGGUCAAGUUUCUACCUGAAGAUUUUUUAAAAUCAUCUAAUUUUCAAAAAGGGAGUAUAUGUGAAUGGAGGGGGAGGCUAGACUAGAUUAUUUUUAAGAUCCCUCUGACAUUCUCUUCAGUGUAACAGAUAUCAGGUUUUGAGCCUUACUGUACUCUAGUAGAAUAGUACAGCCAAAAUUUUAGCAGCUACUUUGUCCCUUCCAAAAUAUAACAAAGACCAAAGUCUUCACAUGAAAAAGUCUCCUUUAACAAAGAAUCAUUAAAAUAGUACACUAUUUCCAGACAUUUAUUUUCCAAAUUGCAAAAGCUUUGAUAUUCUUAUAGAAUCAUUAUUUUACUGCUUAAGAAUAUCUUGCUAUUAAAUUUCAAGGGAAAAAUCAUGAAAUGAGUGUUAGGCCAGGUUGGGGAAACAGUGGUGGAAAAAUGAGUGUGAAGUUCACUUUUGCUCUCCAUUGACCCUUUUCCCCUAUGCUAUGAAUUGGCAAACUUUGAUAAGAACUAUGAUGAUGAAGGAAAACCUUUCUAUUUAAUAGCACUGAAAAGUGUCUAAACAAUUGAAAGAAUUAAAUUCCUUUGGAAUUUAAAAAAUAGGCUCAGGCAAAGCAGGACUGUCAUUGACAUUUACGCUGAAAAGUUUAACUUUGUCACUCACCUGACUUUGGCCUUAGGACAAUUGGAAAAUUAAGUUUUUCUUAUCUCUUUUCCUUAACCUAAGUUUGUUAUCUAGACCACUGCUCUGGUAAUUUGUUAA
Messenger RNA from Sarcophilus harrisii (Tasmanian devil), 4562 nucleotides. RefSeq names its product armadillo repeat containing 2 (gene ARMC2). Bases 1 to 2613 code for a protein of 870 amino acids. Gene Ontology annotation, molecular function: protein binding. The transcript is spliced from 17 exons. Gene Ontology annotation, biological process: cilium organization; sperm axoneme assembly. Lineage: Eukaryota; Metazoa; Chordata; Mammalia; Dasyuromorphia; Dasyuridae. The record is from RefSeq and is a predicted model, not a curated record.